AUUGUACCAUCGGCAAAAAGGAAAGAUUGAUUGCUUGGUCUUAUCAGGGAACAAAUUCCGAUGAUUAUGUUAAUGAUGAUGGUGUCGGGGGUGGCCAGGGUCGACCCCUGGCUUGUUGUGCCUUCGUGGUCCAUGAUUUGUUGUGCUUCUCCGCACCGACAAGCGAACGAACGAACCUGAAUCAUCUAUCUGCAUCACCUCCUUCCUCUGCACCAUGGAUGGGGACACGACAGUCCUUCGCAAAGUCUUGAUCACAGGCGGGAGUGGGUUUGUGGGCUCUGCUAUCGCUCGAGCUUUCGCAGAACAUCCAGCAUGUGCGAUCACCGUGGUAGACUUGACGCCGCCGGGGCCAACACACGUUGUACCAGAGCAGGCUUCAUUCAUCAAAGCCGACAUCACAGUACAAGAUGAAAUCUGCAGAGCUGUUUGCCAGGUCGAGCCUGAAGUCCUUAUCCACACGGCUGGAUUCAUCCCUCCUCUCAGUGAGCGGUUUGGACGGAAGCUACAGGCGCUCGUGUGGAAGGUCAACGUCCAAGGAACCAAGAACGUCUUGGAGGCUGCAAAACGGGCUGGUGUACAGGCGUUGAUCUACACCAGCAGUUGCUGUGUCAUCACUGAUGAUCUGGGUAUUCCGCAUCCAAAUAUCGAUGAGCAGUGGCCAGUGUCGCCAUCGUCGCUCAUAUACGGAGAGUCUAAAGCAGCCGCGGAAGCAUCGGUUCUUAAGGCAUCGGCCGAUACGCUCGUCACCUGCGCUCUCCGGCCAUCGGUCCUCUGCGGGCCUGGAGAUCAUCAAUUGGUCCCGGCUAUUCAUGCGUGCAUUGCAAAAUUUGAGACCCCGUUUGUUAUUGGCGAUGGAUUCAAUCUAUGGGACGUCACGUACGUGACUAAUGUAGCGGAUGCCCAUGUUCUCGCGGCCGAAAACCUGCUGUCUUCCAAGACAGCAGCUGGCGAGGUCUUCUUCAUCCAGAACAAUGAGCCCGUCCCUUUCCGUGAUUUCUGCCUGGCGAUAUGGGCUCAUUUCGGGCACUACCCGCCCAUUGAGCUCCACAUCCCUCAAACCCUCGCGUACAUUGCUGGAUUCCUGUCCGAGUGUUUCACCUGGCUUCGCGGGACGACGACGCUGAGCCGCGGCAGCGCCCGGGACGCGUGUUCAGUCAGGUACGCAAGCGGAGAAAAGGCAAAAAGGAUCUUGGGGUAUGAGGCUCGGGUUGGGUUCGACGAUGCUGUCCGUUUGAGUUGUGAGGAUUAUGCCCGUCGGCUGGGCAUCGAGCUACCUGCCCAAAAGACAAAGUAUUGAGGAGAACCCCUUUCUUUUUUUUUUCUCAUCUGGAAGAUUCGAUCAUCAAAGAGGGAGGCUGAUACAACGGCCCCCAUCGUCUCAACUUGAGGUGGGCUCCUGUAAGCAAUAGUAUGCGAGUGGCGAGACUUCAAAUCCUUGUUCCUUGUUGCCUUCCUGUUUCUAGAGGAGCGCCGCAGAUGUCACCGGGUAUCAGAUCGUCCUCUCCGAUCAAUCUUGAAAUGUCAUUCCUGCCCUAGAAAUCGACCUAUAGCCCGUGAUAGCCGAUUGGGUCUUCCUUUGAUAGCUCAUCGUGCUGUCAGCGUGUAUUGUCUCUGGGACUCACUCGGUCACUC
Molecule: messenger RNA, 1632 nt
Organism: Penicilliopsis zonata CBS 506.65
Lineage: Eukaryota; Fungi; Ascomycota; Eurotiomycetes; Eurotiales; Aspergillaceae
Exons: 3
Coding region: 215-1297 (360 amino acids)
Biological process (GO): steroid biosynthetic process
Molecular function (GO): 3-beta-hydroxy-Delta5-steroid dehydrogenase (NAD+) activity
Source: RefSeq, a predicted model, not a curated record